GCUACUGCAGUCGUGGCGCUUUAGGGGCAAGUCUUGGUGUCUCGCAGGGACCUGGUACUGAAGACGCUGUUCGGGGAUCUGCCAUUCUACUUACCCUUACGCCCGCCUUUCCCCUCCCAUUCCUGGCAGGAUGAGGCGCGCAGGCCUGGGUGAAGGGGUGCCUCCUGGCAACUAUGGAAACUACGGCUAUGCUAAUAGUGGGUAUAAUGCCUGUGAAGAAGAAAAUGAUAGACUCACUGAAAGUCUGAGAAACAAAGUAACUGCCAUAAAAUCCCUUUCCAUUGAAAUAGGCCAUGAAGUUAAAAGUCAAAAUAAAUUACUAGCUGAUAUGGAUUCACAAUUUGAUUCUACAACUGGAUUUCUAGGGAAAACUAUGGGAAAACUGAAGAUUUUAUCCAGAGGAAGCCAAACAAAGCUGCUGUGUUAUAUGAUGCUGUUUUCAUUAUUUGUCUUUUUUGUCAUUUAUUGGAUUAUUAAACUAAGGUGAUAGAAGUAAGUGAGAGUUUGGAAUUUGUUCCAUCUUCCAGGUUUUGAGUACUACUUUGGUUAAAAAGAAAUUACCAUAAAACAUUCCUAAUUUUCAAAUACUGUGACAUUUUUCCAUUAAAGAUCAUUGAAUUUUAUCUGUUUUACAUACUGUAUUAGAUAACACAAGGUUCUUCCAAUGCAUUGUCAACAAAAAAAAAUUUUUUUGAGGGGGCCUCCAUUUUCAGGGGUUUUGAGAUGGCCUGAGGUUAGUCUGGCUCUCAUAAUUUUCUAUUGUUUGUUAAUUGCCCGAUAAAUGAAUAAAUAUUUUGUUCUUAAAUACCAUAAAUGUUUAACACAGUCUAUGUAAAGAUAAUGGAAAAGUAGCAUCCUGCCUGAAGACUCUUAAUACUGAACUUCGUAAACGUAUUUUCUCAAAGUGUCAUCAACUGUAACAAUGAACUCCAUCCUUCUUUAUUUGAUUAAAAUCAUAGACCAAUUUCAUCUUACCUAAGAUUUUCUACCAUUUUUGAACGAUAUAAUUCCUCCCUCUACCCAAUGCUAUGAUUCUUCAAUAAAGCUUGCUUUUUAUUUAUUUCUAGUACAGAUCAAUAUAAAUGUGUACUGGGAUUUCUGUUAUUUCAUAUCAACUUUAUAUUUGCUACUUACCUGACUUAAAAUUUUUUAUAUUAUUCUAAGUAUAAUGACAAGUGACCAUUUGGUUAUCAUCUAUGACAGCAUAAUCUGAAGUUAGAGUGAUUGCUGACCUUUGGGUGGAAAAUAAAUUGUUUAAGAAAGUUAA
Molecule: messenger RNA, 1267 nt
Organism: Suncus etruscus (white-toothed pygmy shrew)
Lineage: Eukaryota; Metazoa; Chordata; Mammalia; Eulipotyphla; Soricidae
Gene: BET1
Product: Bet1 golgi vesicular membrane trafficking protein
Exons: 4
Coding region: 131-487 (118 amino acids)
Biological process (GO): endoplasmic reticulum to Golgi vesicle-mediated transport; vesicle fusion with Golgi apparatus
Cellular component (GO): SNARE complex; Golgi trans cisterna
Molecular function (GO): SNAP receptor activity
Source: RefSeq, a predicted model, not a curated record